GUGCCGGGCCGGGCCGUGCUGGGAUGCAGCGAGCGGUAGCGCGGGUGCUGCGUGGGCUGCGUGGGUUGCGGGCUCCCCCCGUGCGGGCGCUCUGUGCAGCCGCCGGGACCCCCCCGCGAGGGCUGCUCUAUGAGCGGCACGGGGAGCCGGCGGACGUCCUGCAGCUGAAGGAGCUGGAGCUGCCUGCACUGGGACACUCAGAUGUCCUCAUUAAGAUGCUGGCGGCGCCCAUCAACCCGGCCGACAUCAACAUGAUCCAAGGCACCUAUGCCCUCCUGGCCCCGCUGCCAGCCGUGGCAGGCAGUGAAGGCGUUGGGCGCGUGCUGGAGGUCGGCCCUGGCGUGGUGGCACUGAGCCCUGGGGACUGCAUCAUCCCUGCUGACGCCGGGCUUGGGACGUGGCGGACACACGCGGUGCUCCCCGAGCACAGCCUGCUGCGGGUGCCCGGCGACGUCCCACUGCUGUGCGCUGCCACGCUCAGCGUCAACCCCUGCACGGCGUUCCGCAUGCUGAGCGACUUCGAGAGCCUGGCGCCAGGGGACUCCGUCAUCCAGAACGCGGCCAACAGCGGCGUGGGGCAGGCUGUCAUCCAGAUCGCAAAGGCUAUGGGCAUCAGGACCAUCAAUGUGGUGAGGGACAGACCCGACCUUCCCCAGCUGGUGGAGCGGCUGCUGGCCUUGGGUGCAGACCACGUCGUGACGGAGGAUGCGCUGAGGAAGCCGGAGAUGAAGGAGAUAUUUAAGAGCAUCCCGAAGCCCCGGCUUGCCCUGAACUGCGUUGGAGGCAGGAGCACGACGGAGAUGCUGCGGCACCUGCAACCCAAAGGGACCAUGGUGACCUAUGGAGGAAUGGCAAAGCAACCCGUGACAGUGCCAGUGAGUGCCUUCAUCUUCAGGGAUGUGAGGCUGCGUGGCUUCUGGAUGACCCAGUGGAAGAAGGACCACGACAAGCAGAGCAUGGCCAGCAUGGUGGACACCCUGUGCCAGAUGGUGCAGAAGGGGCAGCUCAGCGCUCCUGCCUGCACUGCAGUCCCUCUGGAGGACUUCAGGGAGGCCCUGGCAGCCUCUAUGCAGCCCUUCACCUCCUCCAAGCAGAUCCUCCUGCUCUGACUUCUCACAGAAAUUGUUUCUUUUUCUUCUUUUUUUUUUAAUUUCAGGUAUUAAAAGCCUCUGGGAUUUUGCAGAGGCUGCACUGAACAGAGGCUGGGUUUGCUUCUGGAGGGAGACCUCGGUCUCAUUUUAGCUUUGUUACAGCAGAAAGCCUGGGCUCUUCCCUUGGCCAUCUCAAGGGAAGGGAGCAGACUGAAUUGCAAAACCACUGUUUAAAAUAUUACUGUUAUUAUUACUUUUUUCUUUCUUUUCUGUUUUGUUUUGUUAAUUUUUCCCUUCCUAGCACAUGCAGUGCUGGCAUCAUUGCGGGGCACCCAUGCAGGCUGGAGUUAGAAGGGACGACGUGGGUACAUUUUCUACCCCCUGGGCUCACCCCAACAGCUCACCACCAUCAAUGUGAUUUUUCCAAUGCCUGGACUUGAAUCCAGUAUUGCUGCUGUUUCUGAACCACCACAACUUCUGACUAUGGAACGCGCAGGGAAACCUCUUGGAAACCAAUGUCUGAUAUAUCUAUUUUUGUAAGAUGCUGCCAAUAAAUGUUUAUGUGCUCAAAGCA
Messenger RNA from Gallus gallus (chicken), 1665 nucleotides. RefSeq names its product mitochondrial trans-2-enoyl-CoA reductase (gene MECR). Gene Ontology annotation, molecular function: trans-2-enoyl-CoA reductase (NADPH) activity. The record is from RefSeq and is a predicted model, not a curated record. Gene Ontology annotation, biological process: fatty acid metabolic process. The coding region runs from base 24 to 1109 and encodes 361 amino acids. Gene Ontology annotation, cellular component: mitochondrion. The transcript has 10 exons. NCBI's taxonomy places the organism in Eukaryota, Metazoa, Chordata, Aves, Galliformes, Phasianidae.